Messenger RNA from Knipowitschia caucasica, 987 nucleotides. The record is from the annotation of a GenBank genome assembly. Lineage: Eukaryota; Metazoa; Chordata; Actinopteri; Gobiiformes; Gobiidae.
AUGUUGUGGAUCCACAGACAGAGCUCAGGAGACCUGGAGAAGAAGCUGAAGGAGGUGUUCAGUGAAAGGACCAGUCUGCUGCACCAGCUCUCCAAGACCUCCAAGGAACUGGACAGCCUCAAGGGGAACCUGCAGUCCUUAAAAAACGAUGAUUCUGUGGCCAAGAAGGACGUGCAAAGAAUCCUGGAGCUGAGCCACAAGCAGAGGGAUGAGAUGAAGUCCCUUCAGGCGGCGCUGCAGAAACAGUUGGAUGAAGCCAACGAGAGAGCGGACAAACAACAGGACACGAUAAAAUUCAUCAAAGUGGAGAUGGAGAAGAAGACUAAAAUCAUCAAAGAUCUACAACAAGAGAACAAAAGCCUGAAGAACAAGCUUCUCUCCGGGAACAAACUGUGUGACACUUACGCUGAAGAGUCCAAAAAGAUCCAGGCUCAGCUGAAGGAACUACGCUACGGGAAAAAGGAUUUAAUUUUUAAGGGACAGCAGCUGAUGGACCUGGAGCAGAAGCUGACCGCAGCCAAAGAAGAACUGGAGAAGACAGCUCUGGAUAAGGAGUCGCAGCUGAAGGCCUUGAAAGACACGGUCCACAUCUGCUUCUCGGCCGUCCUCCACAACAACAACCAGGCGGGCAGUUCACGCUUCCCCAGCCAUCCCAGCGCCCUCUUCAGAUACGCCCCCCUCCUCAACAGCUCGCGGGUCACCUUCCAGCAGCCGCACGCAAAGGACAUAUCCAAAAUCCAAAGAAUCGUCACAGGUUCCAAAUCAGCAGUGAGCACGGCGAGGCGAGAGGAGGCUGCCGUGACGCAGUGUCCCGGACAGGACGGAGGCGACUGCGGCCACAACCAGAGCGAGGCGGCAGGAGGGAGGAAAAAGCACACGGACACAGAGGAGAGGAGCGUGGAGUCGAGAGGAACGACCGCAGAGAAGCACCCGGAUGUGGAUCAGCAGACGGCCGACAAACACACAAAGACACACAAAUCCAACUGA